AUGGCGGAACCAAUGUUGGAGGCAGUGCGCAGUCCAGUUUUUAUUCUAUUCUUCGUCAUUGGUCGAAAGCUUGUGGCUGCAUCAAGAACGGAUGCUGAGCCACGACUGACCCGUUUCAGGACAGUCUGGAUUAGUCCCUGGUGGUCUCGUGAUGUCAGUGAAAAUCUUCAUCCAGAGCUGCAGCAGUCUGUGUCCCGUCACAUCAAAGAGGAAGCGCAGGAAGAAAUCAUCCAUGUUCCAUCAACUGGUGUCCAUUUGAAGAGUAAAUAUGAAGGGCAAAGUGAGGAGAGACAAGGGGCAGAGCUUCCAAGUAAGAACAGCUCAAGUGAUGGAGACCUUUGUGAAAGAUCACAAACAGACGGUCAUGAUGAUGAUGAUCAUGAACAGUCGGAAGAAACCGUUUGCCUGUGCAAUUUGUGGUCAAAGAUUCACUCGGAAAGAGCAGUUAAAAUACACACAAGGACACACACUGGUGAGAAACCUUUUUCCAUCGCAGUUUGUGAUAAACAAUUCACUGAGAAGGGACAGUUAAAAAAACACACAAGAACACACACUGGUGAGAAACUUUUUUGCUGCGCAGUUUGUGGCCAAAGAUUCUCUGUCAAGAAAAGCUUAAAAAUACAUACAAGAACCCACACUGGUGAGAAACCUUUUUCAUAUCCAGUUUGUGAUGAAAGAUUCACUGAGAAGGGUAAAUUAAAAAUACACACAAGAACACACACUGGUGAGCAACCUUUUACAUGCUCAAUUUGUGGUCAAAGCUUCACUCAGAAUAGAAGUUUAAAAAGACACACAAGGACACACACCGGUGAGAAGCCUUUUUCCUGCUCUGUUUGUUGUCAAAGUUUCUCUCAGAAGGGAAAGUUAGGACUACACACAAGAACACACACUGGUGAGAAGCCUUUUUCCUGCUCUGUUUGUGGUCAAGGUUUCUCUCAGAAGGGAAACUUAGAACUACACACAAGAAUGCACUCUGGUGAGAAACCUUUUUCCUGCUCCAUUUGUGGUCAAAGAUUCGCUGUGAAGGCAAGGUUAAAAAUACACACAAGAACACGCACCGGAGAGAAACCUUUUUUCUGCUCUGUUUGUGGUCAGAGAUUCACUCAAAAGGGAUCUCUAAAAAUACACACAAGAAUGCACACUGGUGAGAAACCUUUUUCCUGCGGCAUUUGUGGUCAAAGAUUCACUCGGAAGGGAACCUUAAAAAUACACACCAGAACCCACACUGGUGACAAACCUUCUUCGUGCUCUCUUUGUGAUCAAAGAUUUUCUUCUAAGUGUCAGGCUGAGAAAGGAAAAGCCAUCAUCACGAAGCUGUAAAAGUAUAAAUUGAAAGAAAUAGAUACAUUUCAUUGACGUCACGCCGACCACCGCCAAUUUGGAUGGCAAGAUCGUGUCUACAUAUCAUGGCUAGGAAGCAAUAAGUGUAAACUAUAAUGUUUUAGCAACGGUUAUCGUUUGAUCUUUUGUCUUGAAAGUCCUUUGACAAACAAACACUGGAACCAGAGGUGAUUGAGGUACUUGUGCUGGUGUGAGGAAUAAAGAAAGAAGCCACAUGUGAAACUUGAGAACAAGUAUCGUGUCGUUAUUGUUCGAAUGAGCUACAGUAUAGUACUUCUCGUAUAUCGCAAAUGUGGUGUGAUUGUGAUUGUGUUGACCUCAGUAGGGCGUGACAAGUCAGGACGAUAAGGAAGUGAGCUCGAGAAGGUGGCGGGUGCAAAAGCCAAAUAAAUAUCACCCACGUGUAAAAGUACAGUUGAAUUCACGUCUAUGUUAUUCAAUAACACGACAGCAACGCUACGGAAGUAUAACUAUGGACUCACGAAAAAAAACAGACUGUGAAAAAAAAAACGACAACCAGGAGGCGUUCUAUGUUCCAACUCAUCCAAUUUAUCGGAUGCGUGGCGGAGAUUGAAGCAACAUGCCGAACACGUUCACAGGAAACAUAGAGCUUAAGAGGAAAAGUGCAGUUUCCUCCUGCUGUGGAUCGGCGAUAAAGGACGUAUAUACUAUAUAAUACUUGGACACUGACCUUUAAUCCGUUCAAAACCCUCCAAAACCAAAAUACUGGCAACACAAAGCAAGAAAUGGCCCAAGCGACAAGGCCAAAGUGUGAAAACUGCUCAGCUGGGUCACUGGGCAACAACGAAUAUUUAUUCAUUAUUAUAUUGAAUAAUAAUAUGAAAAGUGUUCAUUUGUGACAAUUCUUCUAUUUCCCGAGCAUGAUAAAGUCCUUGAAAUCCUUCUUGAGGAUGAUUAGCUAACGAAGAAUCUUUUACUGUCAAUGACCUCAACAAUAAUCAACAUUUAAUAUCUUUUGCCAUUAGAAGUAUUUGUAUGCUCACCUAUUGGUGAUGAUAAGUCCCACACGUCACUUUGUACUUUGUUACAUUUUUUAUGUGCUAAAAUAAAUCUUGACAAUAAUUAC
Messenger RNA from Syngnathoides biaculeatus (alligator pipefish), 2428 nucleotides. Its product is annotated as gastrula zinc finger protein XlCGF57.1-like. The coding region runs from base 1 to 1320 and encodes 439 amino acids. Gene Ontology annotation, biological process: regulation of immune system process; negative regulation of transcription by RNA polymerase II; regulation of cytokine production. The transcript has 3 exons. The record is from RefSeq and is a predicted model, not a curated record. NCBI's taxonomy places the organism in Eukaryota, Metazoa, Chordata, Actinopteri, Syngnathiformes, Syngnathidae.